Messenger RNA from Chroicocephalus ridibundus (black-headed gull), 3238 nucleotides. It is a transcript of the gene LRRC55, whose product is annotated as leucine rich repeat containing 55. The transcript is spliced from 2 exons. NCBI's taxonomy places the organism in Eukaryota, Metazoa, Chordata, Aves, Charadriiformes, Laridae. Gene Ontology annotation, molecular function: potassium channel activator activity; voltage-gated potassium channel activity; transmembrane transporter binding. Bases 230 to 1354 code for a protein of 374 amino acids. The record is from RefSeq and is a predicted model, not a curated record. Gene Ontology annotation, cellular component: voltage-gated potassium channel complex.
CAGCGGGGGCUGGCGGGGGGGCUGGAGCGGGCACCCCCCGGGGGGGUGAGCAGGGCCGGGGGGCUCGUUUUGGGCCGAAAUCCCCGGGGUGGAGGGUCGGAGGAGCGGGGUGGCCCCGGGGUGGGGGCUGUGGGGGCCCCGGGCUGCGCCCGCCGUGGCCCCCCCAGCCUGGCGUGUGGCUAGCGUGGCUCCCCCCGCCGUGGCCCCCCCAGCCUGGCGUGUGGCUAGCAUGGCUCCCCCCGUCCCCUCUCCCUCGCAGGCAGCCGAAAACGGCCGGACGCCGGCCCCGCCGUUGCCCCGGGGCUGGCAGACCCCCGUUCCCGCUGCGGCGGGGGGAUUUGUCGUGGCCCCCGAAUGCCGCCAGGGUGCCCGGAGCCCCUCUUUGCUAGCCCGCAGCCCGGCCCCGCUCCCCAAGGCCGCCGGCAGCCCCGCGGGGGGAUGGCCCCCGCCGCCCCGUGAGGGUCCCGGCCCCCCCGCCGUCGCGGGGCCUCGCCGCCGCCCCGCCAUGCUGCUGGGCCCCUGGCUGGUGGCGGCGGCGGCGGCGGUGGCGGCGGGCGCCGGGGCGGGCUGCCCGGUGCUGUGCACGUGCCGCGGGCAGGCGGUGGACUGCAGCGGGCAGCGGCUCUUCUCCGUGCCCCCCGAGCUGCCGCUGGACACCGGCAACCUCAGCCUGGCCCACAACCGCAUCGCCAGCAUCCCGCCGGGCUACCUGGCCUGCUACGGCCAGCUGCGGGCCCUGGACCUGCGCAACAACUCGCUGGCGGCCCUGCCGGCCGGGCUCUUCCUGGGGGCCCGCCGCCUGGCCCACCUCGACCUCAGCUACAACAACUUCAGCCUGGUGGCCGCCGACAUGUUCCUGGAGGCCAGCGGGCUGCUGCGCCUGGACCUCAGCCACAACCCCGGCCUGCGCCGCGUCCACCCCCAGGCCUUCCGCGGGCUGGCCCAGCUGCGGGAGCUGGACCUCAGCUACGGGGGGCUGUCGGCCAUCAGCCUGGACGCCCUGGAGGGGCUGCCGGGGCUGGUGGGGCUGCGCCUGGGCGGCAACCCCUGGGUGUGCGGCUGCGCCAUGGAGCCCUUCCUCAAGUGGCUGCGGGGACGUAUCCAGCGCUGCGCCUCGGAUUCGCAGCUGGCCGAGUGCCGGGCCCCCCCCGAGGUGGCGGGAGCCCCCCUGCUCUCCCUGACGGAGGAGAGCUUCCAGGCCUGCCACCUCACCCUGACGCUGGACGACUAUCUCUUCAUCGCCUUCGUCGGCUUCGUCGUCUCCAUCGCCUCGGUGGCCACCAACUUCCUGCUGGGCAUCACCGCCAACUGCUGCCACCGCUGGAGCAAGGCCAGCGAGGACGAGGACGUUUAGGCAGCGCCGACGUCGCCGACGUCCCCCCGACCCGCCCGCCGCGGCGGGGACGCCUGACUGUGCCUUGUCCUCGUCCCCUCCCACCGCCCCCCGCGCCCGGGGUGGCCCUCCAGACGCCUCCCCGGCUGUGGCGGGGGAGACCGGGGGACGGAUCCUCUUCAUUUUGCCCCAAAAUGGGGAGUUUUUGCCCCGGCGGGCACCCUCCAGGAUUGGUCUCCCCCUCAGCGCCGUGAGCUUGGACCCCCUCCUGUCCCCACCACCCAGAGGCAGCGGCACGGGGGUCCUGGGGGGUCCCGGGGGAGCCUCCGCACGGUGCCAGUCGGUGGGGGCUGGGGGCUGCAGCCGGGGAGCAACCCCCCCGGCUUGGGACAGAGCCCCCCAAAAGCGGCGUGUGCCUCGGGGGACGCUGGCCACCCUCCCUAGGGGGAAACCAAGGAAAUCACCACUUUCAGCCCAAAAGCAGCACAGCUGGAGCCCCCCCCGGAUCCUGCCCACACUCUCCAGCCUCUCCGAAAAGCCGUGGGGGGCUGAGCCCGGGACCCGGUGCUGGCGCCCAGCUGGGCAGCACCGCUCCUGCGGCAGGGGCCCGGGGGACGCCUGCGCCUUGCUGGUGACACCAGGCCAUGCCGGGACAGCACCGGGGCCACCGUGCCCAGCGGUGGGAGCAGCCCCUGGGGACGGUGUUCCCGGCCACAUUCCCGUCCUUGCCUUUCUCUUCCAAAGUCUGGCGCAGGUUCGGGGACAAACCGGACGCCCUUCGCCACGUCCUGGCUUGCCGAUGCGGGAAGGUUGGGAAGCAAAAGGAACGCCAAAAAAAAAAAGAAAAAAAAAAAAAAAAAGGAAAGAAAAAAAAACCCAAAAGCCAGCCAACGAGCCCUGUGUCCGUCCGGGGCGGCCGCCGUCCCCAUGUGCGUGUUUCACACCCUCUCCGUGGCCGUCCCCGCAGCCAGCGCGCGUUGAGGACAGGAGUGGGGCUGAGGGGGGGCUCGGCACCUCCCGAGGAGGGUCUGCCCCUGAGUUGCUUUAUUUUCUCACUGUGUCCCCCCCACAUUGCGUGGAGGCAGAGUGUAGCUGUGGGUGCAGUUUAAAGCCAAACCAACCGAAAAAGAAAAGAGAAAACAGGGGAAAACGAGGCGCCGUGCUGGCUCGGCGAUGCCACCCCCGCCACCGAGCCUCUGCCGGCACCGGGACCCCUCGAGCAGCGUGGCGGUGAAGGCUGGGUCACGGCCGCCCCGCUGCCGUGCCGGUGGUAAGACCCCCAUGGGGCCGUGGCCCCCCUGAGGCUGCCAGGCCCCUCGGGGGCCCUGUGCCCCCCCUGGGGGAGGCGGGUGUCCUGUGACGGGCCACCCCGAGCUGCGGCGAGGCAGGGCUGCACCCCCGGCCAGGUGGGACCCCCCGGCGAGGUGGGACCCCCAUCGUGGCAGCAGCCCCCAGCACAGUGUCCCAGGAAGGGGCACUUGGGCUCUUUUCUUUUUUUUUUUUUUUUUUUCCCUUUUGGUAAGCGGGAGACACCCCCCCACACCCCAGGCCCCCUCUGGACACCCAGGACGGGACGUUUCCCUCCGCCGGCAGCUCCUGGCUUCAUGGUGGGGACAGCGGAGAAGAGCGAAGGCGGCUGCCAGCGCCCGGCUCCCCGGCCAGACGCGGGUGCUCUCGGUCUGAAGCAGGAAUGGCCUGGCCCCGGCGCGUUGCUGUGUCCCACUGCGGGGGGGCCGGCACCCGCCUUUGGGUGCCGCAUUCUGGCAGCGUCUGCCCGGUGCCAGCCCUGCGGUGGGUGUCCCCAUGGCACGGCCACCGCCGUCCUGCAGGCACGGCAGCAGCGCCCUGCGCUCCCCUGGCUUCUGCCCCUCGCCCCACUCGCACCCCCUUGUCCUUUGCCUUUUC